Salvelinus sp. IW2-2015 is the source of this 2194-nucleotide messenger RNA. RefSeq names its product SIX homeobox 6a (gene six6a). Gene Ontology annotation, molecular function: DNA-binding transcription factor activity, RNA polymerase II-specific; RNA polymerase II cis-regulatory region sequence-specific DNA binding. NCBI's taxonomy places the organism in Eukaryota, Metazoa, Chordata, Actinopteri, Salmoniformes, Salmonidae. The record is from RefSeq and is a predicted model, not a curated record. Gene Ontology annotation, biological process: regulation of transcription by RNA polymerase II; eye development. Gene Ontology annotation, cellular component: nucleus; transcription regulator complex.
AUUCUCUUAGCGCUCCUUUCCGCGUGAUUGGUAAACUUGACAGUGAUUGACGGGCAUCCAUGGCAACCAAUCUGCCAAGUCCAAUAGAAAAUCAGCAGAGGGGCUGACUGUAUUUCCCCCCUUCAAAAUACAUCUCGGGUCUAGUUUUUAUACUCUUGUAAUUUCAACAUACCAAGUUCACCAGCCGAGGGCAUAGUUCCUCCGUGUUUUUAACGGUUGAUCUGUUAACUUUGGGCUUGCCUUUUUGUCUGGAUCCGACGAUCAGAGAACGAGAGGGAGAGAAGGGUAGGCGCGAGAGGGGAGCGUGUGAGUCAGAGAGAGACGGAGGUGAAACGAAAAGCCUCCAUGUUUCAGCUGCCUAUCUUGAAUUUUAGCCCCCAGCAGGUUGCGGGGGUUUGCGAGACCCUGGAAGAGAGCGGGGACAUUGAGCGCCUCGGUCGCUUCCUCUGGUCUCUGCCGGUUGCCCCAGCUGCCUGCGAGGUCCUCAACAAGAAUGAGUCGGUGCUUAGGGCGCGGGCAAUCGUGGCCUACCACACCGGGAAUUUCCGAGAACUCUACCACAUUCUGGAGAACCACAAGUUCACCAAAGAGUCUCACACUAAACUACAGGCCCUGUGGCUCGAGGCGCACUACCAGGAGGCAGAGAAGCUGCGGGGCCGCCCGCUAGGGCCAGUGGACAAAUACAGGGUGCGGAAGAAGUUCCCUCUACCCAGAACGAUAUGGGACGGAGAGCAAAAGACCCACUGCUUCAAGGAGAGAACCCGACAUUUGUUACGAGAAUGGUACUUGCAGGAYCCUUACCCGAACCCGAGCAAAAAGAGGGAGCUCGCGCAGGCUACUGGACUUACUCCCACACAAGUSGGAAACUGGUUCAAAAAUCGUAGACAAAGGGAUAGAGCGGCGGCUGCGAAAAAUAGGCUACAACAGCAAGGGAUGUCCCAAGGCUCGGUUCGGUCUUUGGCAGAUGAUGAUGGAACCGUCGAUCGACUCGGUCCCGCCUCUAGUCCCGAGGCAAGUUUGUCAAGCAAAGCCGCCACCUCGGCUAUCUCGAUCACUUCCAGCGACAGCGAAUGUGACAUCUAAUGGCGCACGAGGCAGUCCAGAGGAGGGAGAGGAUAAAUUCACAGGAGAUAAAUAAAGGAGAUCCUAAAAGACAAUCUAACAAAAAAACAGUCAGUGCCUGCGUUUGAAUUUAAAGAAACUGGUCUUCUUUGAUGGCUGCCAACACAUGAGGGAUCUGACGGAAUGCCCUGUCUUAAAGCUAUAGGCUACUUUCAUUUUUUUUCGUUUUCCACUAUGGAUGACUGAAGCUAAUGCAAGCUGAAAGAAAAUUUAAAGAAAAAACAUAUUCAUAUUCACGAUCCCUUUUUAGGGAGGACUAAUAAACCAAUGCCUCAAGAUACAACUAAAACUGAAAAAAAAAAGACAUUUGAGCGCCUAACCUGCUAUUUUCUGUGGGUAUUUCAUGUUGAAAAGACGCUGUAAUAUUUUUACUUUACUUUUAAAGUUUUAUAAAUAAUGUUUAUUUACCUAUUUAAAUGAUUGGCUCUGUUAGAAUGUGAUAUUAUUUUGCUUGGUGUUUUUAAUAUUUACCUUGUGCACAGGUGAACCCGUUGAGCAUGUGCGCUUUAGURAACAUGUGUUUCAGUAAAAAAGUUUUUUUUUAAAGAAGUAAAGAUAACUUAAUAAAAUAAUUGUUUAUCAAAAGAACAAAACAUCUGUUUUUUUAUUCUCAGAUUACAACGAUUGAGAAUGGUUUUUGCAGUUAUUGUAUCACUCGAUUAUUACUUGAUAUUAUUAGGCAAUCUAGUAAUUUGGCACAAUAAAUUAGAUUAUAGUUUGGGGAUUUGUGACGAUAUUUACAAUAUGAUAUCUGUGACAGAAUAUUUAAAGUAUCAUCCUAUGAUAGGCCUAUAGUGUGAUGCAGCGUACUGUAUCAUUUUGUGCCUCUGCGUUGCCCUGAUGAACUGGUCUAGGUUAUAUAUCUGGGUAUUUCAGGCAUGUUAAGUAUUUAACUACUAAAAAGGCAUGAGGUGGCGCACAACCCAAAAAAGUUAUUAGAGUUGCUGACUAGCGGAGAGCGAACUGUAGUAGGCUAUACAAAUAAGCAGUCGCACAAUAAGCUCCUAGAAAUAUGUUGGAUAAAUCAACGUUUCUGCAUCACAUUGUGUUCUUCAGGGUGUACGUAUUUAAC